Cooperia oncophora is the source of this 378-nucleotide messenger RNA. The record is from the annotation of a GenBank genome assembly. NCBI's taxonomy places the organism in Eukaryota, Metazoa, Nematoda, Chromadorea, Rhabditida, Trichostrongylidae.
ACCGGCCAAGUCGGGCCACCACUCACCUGUCCUCUACCCGAUGGUGCCGGUUACCAAGUAAUCCUUCGUGGCAGCUCCACCAACAAUCUUCUCAGUCCUCCUGUACUGUGCUCAUCGAAGACGAAUGACUGCGACACCGGCUACGAGUGCAUCCAAGGAUUAUCGGCUAUUGGCGGCCUCGACGGAGCUUGUUGUCCAGAUCAAAUAACCACCUGCCACCAUCCGAUUUUUGAUCACGAAUCCGGUACACUAGAACGAUGGGGUUUCGACGGAAAUGAGUGCAUACGGUUCAAAUGGGAUCCAGAAAAACCUUCUUCCGCUAACAAUUUCAAAACUAAAAUACAGUGUGAAAGCUAUUGUGUAAAUAUUUAUGCCUGA